Messenger RNA from Mycosarcoma maydis (corn smut), 1704 nucleotides. RefSeq lists its product as uncharacterized. Bases 1 to 1704 code for a protein of 567 amino acids. Lineage: Eukaryota; Fungi; Basidiomycota; Ustilaginomycetes; Ustilaginales. The record is from RefSeq and is a predicted model, not a curated record. The transcript has a single exon.
AUGCGUACAUUCCUCACAGCACAGGCGAGAGCAGGUGCCUUGGCUCUGUUCGCCUUAGCCGCAGUUGCGCAACAAGUGGCUGCAUCCAAUCCACGCUUGAAUCGCAUCGACCUCGAUCUUUGGCAGAGGAACCUCUCCAUAGAAGAUGCAUUGCCCUUCUUCGCUCGUGACCUUCCUCGUCUGUCCAAACGCCAAGGGGGCGGCAUCGAUUCACCGUCCAACGAUACGCAGAACGCAAUUGUUGCGCAGUCGGCAACAGAUCCCAUCGCAGCAGCUCAGGCUGUCGAGCAGAUUCCAAAUGUUGCGGCCAAUGCCGCCGGCAACACAGACACUACAGGUAACAUCUUAAAAGAUGACGGAUACUACAAUUUUCCAUGGAACAAUGCCACCGUCUUUAACCCGAGCGCCGAAACCAGCGGUUCCGACGAGGGCGGCUGGCAAGCGCUUCCAGAAACCGCCGGCUUCACCUUGAACCGCACAUUCUCAGUUUACAACGUCUUCGGCAACGAAUCGGGCAUCAUGCCCUUCUACAUCUCCAAUAACCCAGACCCCACCAAGGUUCUUCGUGCCAUCGUGGUCUGGCCCGGUAAGCCUCGUGACGUUUGGAAGUAUGCGAACCUCAUGUUAAACGCCAGAAGUGUCGCCGUAUCGAAUAAGUUUGCACAGCAAGGCGCCACCAAUGACUCGUUCCUUAUCGUUGCGCCUGCCAUGUUGAACCAGAUGGACCUCCAGGCUGGUGCUGCCCGACCCAACGAGAUUGUCUUCCACGGCUCAGGCUGGCAGCGUGGCGCAGGAUGCAGAAACCCGGUCAUGAGGCACCGCGUCACAAGCUAUGCUGCCGUCGACCAGAUCGUCGACCUACUCUUCGACACAAAGACCUACCCCAACCUCAACCAAGUCGUCAUUGCUGGUCAUUCCAUGGGCGGUCAAGCCUCUCAGCGCUACGCGCUUCUGAAAAAGACAAAGGCCUACGACGACAACAUGCGCUUCUGGAUCGGAAAUCCCGGUUCAUGGGCAUGGCUUACCGACUCACGUCCCUACAUGAACAUCAACGGUUCUUGUUCACCCAACGAGGCCUGGGACACCUGGCCGUACGGCCUCAAUGGCAACCAGACCAAGAUUACGCCCUAUGCACGACGUGAUGUGAUCGCUAAUAAGACUUACGUCAUCAACCGCUUCCUCAACCGUCACGUUUCGUACGCAUUGGCGCUUCUCGACAUUGGUGCCGGUGAUACACAUUGUGAAGCGCGAUGGCAAGGAGGCAACCAUUUGGACCGAGGAUCGGAAUUUGUUUUGCAGUACGCAAACACCUCGACGCUUCUGCAAGGCAAGUUCCCACCCAAGCACACGCUCGACUACAUUGCCAAUGUUUCACACCAGGACUACGCCAUGUACUCAACCAACAUGUCGAUCCAGCGCCUCUUCUACGACGACCUCAUGGUUCGCUACAAGAACCUCACCAACACCACCAAUCCGGGCGACCGCAAGAAGAAAGCCAAGGGUACCAAGGCCUUCGCAACGCCGGCUCACGAAAAGGUAGCCAUCGGCCUGCUGGCAGGCUCGCUCGGCUUGGUCUUCCUCGUGUUUACAGCGCUUCCGAUCAUCUUUACCGCGGAUCACGUCAAGGACAUCGAUACCUCGUGGGACGCUCAGAGCUACCUGAGCUCCGAAUCUAGAAGGAUGCUCGUCGAUCGCAAGUGGUAG